CUUGAAUUUGAGCCGAAAAGUUGAACCUAGGUUCGUUGAAUGUUACAAACCAACGUGUUCAUUACCGGUUGUCGUUUAGAAUCCAGUUUGCUCACUACCGACUACCUACGCAGUACUUCGAAGCACUGGUGCCGCAUUUCGUGCUUUAGUCCCGACUUGGUUCAAAGUCAACCGGGAUAGCACGUCUAAAAGCUUCUCUGGGGAGCAAUGGCGAUUCAAUUGUGUCCAGACAGUGGCGCGCUGGAUCUAUCAAAUGCCUGCGUACGCGCCUCUCUCAGUGCGAUUGUACCCGCUGUGCUUGUCUCAGCGUGUCUCUUCUCCAUACCCCGGAUUCCUGCAUUCGCUCGUCCACUUACCAACGCUAUCAAAUCGCCCUUCCGCAAUUUUUUGACCUUGCGCGAGGCUGAAGCUCUAGAUAUUCAAGAGGGAAAUACAUGCGACGUCGUCGUCGACAACACCGUUCCUCUAUGGCACACUGUACUACUCUCGUUCGUCGCUUUGGUUCAGGCACUCGUUUGGACCGCUGUCGGUGCAUACAGUAUCAUCAUGAACAAGGCCCAUAUCUGGACAGGUAUCGCACCACUUCUCAUCGCUGCCACUUGGAUAUAUGCCUCCUGCAAGCCUGUCUUCUGGCCUAAGCCAACUAUUCACUACGAUCUCUUCGCCCUGUUUAUGAUUCACUUUGUCUUUGGCAUCGUCCUGCUUGGUGGUACUUUGUAUGAGCACGAAGUUUUCGGUGUCCCAUUGCCUCCACACCUCCCAUUCUUGGGCCUCAUUUCUAAUCUCAUCGCUAUUCUGGUGGUCCUUACCGUCGUAGGAAAUAUGCCCUUUGAACUGCCAAGCAAUCGUAUCAAGAAGGAAGAUAUCUAUGUCAAGCACUCGCCUGAAGAUUAUGCUACCAUGUGGGAGUGGAUCAUGUUCUCAUGGGUCUACCCUCUCAUUACUCGUGGCUCGAACAUGACCAUGAACGAGGAUGACGUUUGGAACCUUAGUCCUACUCAGCAAUCCCGUCCAGUGUUCAUCAAGUUCAGCACCAUCAUUCGUUCUUCUCUCCUUCGCCGUCUGUGGGCCGCCAACUCAAAGGAUCUUUUACUGGAUUUCUGCCUGACCUAUGUCAGCGUCACGUUCACUUAUGCCUCGCCAUUCUUUUUGAAGCGUAUCCUUGAUGCCAUCGAUGAACCUGAACCUACCGCACAGAACAGAUCCCAAGCAUACAUAUACGCUUUCUUAGCCUUCCUGUGCACAUUAUUAAAGGCGGAAGCCGAUGUCCAACACCUGUGGUUCGGGCGGCGAGCAGCAACAAGGAUACGUGUCGAGUUGAUGGCUGCCAUCUACGACAAAGCUCUGAAGCGCCAGGACUACUCAGGCAUCAUCGACAAGGACAAAGCAAAGGAGGCUGCCGACAAAAAAGCGGGAAUCAAGCCUGUCCAGAAUCCGACUGCGGAUGACCCAAAGGCUGGUGCAGAUGUUGGAAAGAUCGUCAAUUUGAUGGCCGUAGAUGCUAAUAGGAUUGCCAUGAUGAUAUCCGGCGCGUAUUUCAUUUAUGGAGGUCCGUUCGAGAUUAUCAUUGCCACGACCUUCCUCUACAAUCUUCUGGGUUUAUCUGCAUUUGCUGGCUUUGUUGUUCUUCUCGCUGGUUGGCCCCUGAACAGCUAUGUCACUAAACGCAGCAUUCGCAUCCAGAAGGGUGUAUCUACUUCGCGAGACAAACGCAUGGCAGUCCUAAACGAACUCAUCAGUGCUGUCAAAUUCAUCAAGUUCUUCGCGUGGGAGGACCGCUGGAUUCAACGGGCCAUGGAGGCACGUGGGGUGGAGAUGAACUGGAUGGUGAAGUCUCGGAUCAACUCAGUGCUAUUUUCACUGAUCUGGACCUCCGCUCCUAUCUUGGUGUCGCUCAUAUCAUUCCUCGUUUUUGUGUAUCAAGGCAACCAGCUGACUGUGUCGAUUGCAUUCACGUCCAUCGCACUGUUCGGCAUGAUUCGUCAGCCACUAGGUAUCAUUCCAGCUUGGAUUGUUCAGAUCCUACAGACUGGCGUUGCACUGAAACGUAUCGAGACAUACCUCGAGGAGGACGAAGUCGACGAGCAUGUGUCUUCCAUCAAGAAGGCUCGCGCGCCCCAUGUCGAUGGAGAGGAUGACACCCUUUCAAUCGAGAACGGCUUCUUUAAGUGGAACGAGGUACCCGAGAAGCCUGAGGAAACAUCAAAAGCGAAGGGCAAAGAUCACUCUCCUUCUCCGAGCGACGAGACUGCGACUGCCGUUGAUUCCGAGUCUGAGUCCAUCCGUUCGCCCUCCGAAGAUCAUAGAUUCGAGCUCAGAGAUAUUUCGGUACGGUUCCCCGAGGGUGAACUGUCUGUGAUUACUGGACCGACGGCGAGUGGUAAGACUGCUUUGCUUAUGGCAUUGCUGGGCGAGAUGACUACCAUCAGCGGAAAAUUGACCAUUUCGAAGAAUACAUCGAAGAUCGACGAGAAUGGACUUAUGCACUCGAUGUCAUAUGCCGCUCAAUCACCGUGGCUGCGCCACCAGUCCAUCAAAGACAACAUUCUAUUCGGGCAACCUUAUGAUGAGGAGAGGUACAACGAUGUCAUCGAGUGUUGUGCGCUAAUGCUGGACCUGAAUAUCUUGGAGGAUGGAGACGAAACUGAAAUUGGCUCAAGGGGUGUCAGCUUGUCGGGUGGCCAGAAAGCUCGUGUUGCCCUCGCCCGUGCGGUGUAUGCUCGCACGAAGUAUGUCCUGUUGGAUGACCCACUGAGUGCUGUGGAUAGCCAUACUGCCCGGUUCUUGUACGAGAGACUCUUCCGCGGACCAUUGAUGGAAAACCGUACUGUGAUCUUGGUUACUCACCACGUAGAGCUCGUGCUUCCUGGUACAUAUUACCUCGUCCGCAUGCUGGACGGUCGUAUCGAUACCAAGGGAACCGUCAAGGAUCUCCGUGCGCAGGGCAUUCUGGACCACAUUGCGCAAGAUUCCACUGCGGAAGUCAAAGCAGAGGAACCUGUGGCGGCCAUCGAGACCCCUGUCGAAUUGCAGGAGGACAGCGUUGAGGCAGACGCGUCUGUGGGAUCGAAGAAAAAACCUCGCAAGCUUAUCAAGGAUGAGCACCGGGAGGCUGGAGGCGUCAAGUGGUCGAUUUAUAAUGCGUACUUGAAGGCAUCGUCGUACCGCACGUGGUUUUUGCUUGGGAUUCUGAUUGUUUGUUCGCAAAGCUUGGGUGUUAUUGAGAAGCUCUGGGUUCGGGAAUGGGGCCAAGCAUACGGCGAGGAUACCGAGCCAGCUCCCUACAUCAUGACGUCCUCUGUAUUGACCGAGAACGAGGCGCUGAUGAACGGCUACAUGCCCUACCAUGACCAUCAACACUACUCGAACAGUUACUUCCAUGUUAACACCACUGGCUUCGGCCCGAUCGCAUUGCCUGACGUUCAUGAACACCCGUUAUUCUACGUUGGUGUGUACGCAUUGAUCGGGUUUGCCACCGCCGCAGUCAGCAUAUUGUCGACUGCUAUUCAGUAUAACGGAGCGUUGAAAGCAUCAAGAUCUAUUUUCCGCCAGCUCUUGACGGGUGUCGUGCGUGCUACGAUGCGCUGGCAUGAUGUCACGCCGGCUGGCCGCAUGCUCAAUAGGUUCGGAAAAGAUAUUGAAACUAUCGACAGCAAUCUUGCUAGCUCGCUAUCAGCUGUCAACCAGUCACUGGCGACGUUUGCGGCUGCGAUUAUCACCGUCGUGUUUUUCUUCCCGCUUUUCCUUAUCCCUGCUGUGGUGAUAGGUUUCUUCUACCGCUUGCUGGCUCUUGGGUAUCUGAAGACUGGUAGAGAUCUCCGUCGUAUGGAGUCUAAUUCCCGAUCGCCCAUCUUCUCUGGGUUUGGCGAGUUGCUCGAAGGUAUUGUCACGGUUCGGGCUUUCUCUGCUGAACAGCGCUUUUUGGAUGACCUACACAGCAAAAUCGACGUUACUACCAAGAUGUGGUACAAUUUCUGGAUGACGAAUCGAUGGCUCUUGUUGAACUUUGAUGCGCUCGGUGGGUUGGCUGUGUUGACCACUACACUCCUUGCGCUAUCAGGUUAUGUCAAGGCUGGUACCGCGGGUCUAUGUAUCACGAGUGCGAUGACCUUUACCUCAAGUGUUUACUGGGCUUGUCGGUUCUGGACAGCCCUUGAGCUUGACUUAAACUCCGUCGAGCGUGUUGUGGAAUACCUCGAUUUACCUCAAGAACCUCCUGCCGUCAUCGAGUCUAGCCGUCCUCCUGCUUAUUGGCCUUCUAGCUCAACGAAGGAAGGGUUGAUAACUGUUGAGAAUCUGGUCAUCAAAUACGCCCCUGAGCUCCCUCCUGUCUUGCAUAAUGUUUCUUUCUCUCUCAAUUCGAAGGAGCGAAUUGGGCUUUUGGGACGUACUGGUAGUGGAAAGUCGACUUUGGCAAUGAGCAUUCUUCGCUUUGUCGAUCCUGUCAGUGGUCGUAUCCUAAUCGACGGGAUUGACAUCUCUACGAUUGGUGUCCAUGACCUUCGCUCUCGUUUGACUUUUAUUCCUCAGGACGCAACUCUAUUCUCGGGCACUUUGAGAGAUAAUCUUGAUCCAUUCAGUGAACACGAAGAUAGCGAAUGUUUGGACGUCCUAUAUCGCGUGCAAAUGAUCAGUGAAAGUGCAUACCAAUCUCAACACACCUCUCGCGCACCUUCUCGCGCAUCCACGCCCGACGACGCUGCCUCUUCUGCUGCGUCGACGGCUGUCACUGACGUGGACUCCAAGACGACCAUCACACUCGACACACAAGUAUCCGCAGGCGGCACAAACUUCUCGCAGGGUCAACGGCAGCUAAUUGCAAUGGCGCGUGCGCUGUUGAGGCGGAGCGCGAUUAUUGUCCUUGACGAGGCAACAAGCAGCAUUGAUUUUGAUACCGACGCGAAAAUUCAGGCGACGAUCAGGGAGGAGUUCACGGAUUCCUUAUUGCUCACAGUUGCACACAGAUUACGCACCGUGAUUGAUUACGACCGUCUUAUUGUGCUCGAUAAAGGAGAGGUUGCGGAGUUCGAUACACCUUUGAAUUUGAUCCAGAAGGAGGAUGGGAUUUUCAGGACGAUGUGCCUCAAGAGUGGAACGUUCACUGAGCUUGAGGCGGCUGCCAAGGCCAAGGCUGAACGCGAUGCAGCCAAUGCUGGGGCAUGAUCGAGUACGAGUGACUCAAUAGUUGACUUGUUUAUGUAUGCGCUUUUGGGUUAUUUUCUCAUAUAUAAUCAGAGCUGAGAGCGGAAUUAUUAUUAAGAAGAAACGACUGUCUCCC
This is a messenger RNA of Suillus clintonianus, 5278 nucleotides long. RefSeq lists its product as uncharacterized. NCBI's taxonomy places the organism in Eukaryota, Fungi, Basidiomycota, Agaricomycetes, Boletales, Suillaceae. Gene Ontology annotation, cellular component: fungal-type vacuole; membrane. The record is from RefSeq and is a predicted model, not a curated record. The transcript is spliced from 28 exons. Gene Ontology annotation, molecular function: ATP hydrolysis activity; ABC-type peptide transporter activity; ATP binding. Bases 208 to 5163 code for a protein of 1651 amino acids. Gene Ontology annotation, biological process: transmembrane transport.